GGUAGAUCAUUCUUGUUGCUCUUGGCAUCCAGUUGUAAAAGCAUAAACUCAUAGUACACCAGCGUAGUCAUCAUCUAAGAAAUGCAUAACAAUAUAAUUAAAACAAAUCAAUAGCAAUUAAGAGCGAAACUCACUCCAAAGAAGCUUCUGCGUGUCAGGUGGAACAGACUCAAGCCGGAGAGUCCUAUAUACUGGCUCCUUAUCUGAUGGGUGAAACGCUGCACUUCCUCGGUCCAGUAAUCGCUGGGCACCAUAGUUAGCACCGUUAGGGGUAGCAACGAUGCUUCGUGAAUUCUGGAGGCGCACAAAAAGACGGCGCAGGUGCGGCCCAACAGAAAGAGCAAACUAUACCAGAAAUAUGCAUAAUUGACGGGAUAGCGUAGUUUGCUGUAAAACAUAUUCGAAACUAAGGAUAUCUCCUAGAAUGACUUGUGACCAGCAAAUUUUUAACUGGUGUCAUGCAUAGACGCAGGCGCUCCGUCUCAGUGUCCAAAUGGCCAGCAACAUGGAAGGACAGCCAGGUUGGAAAUUGCGGCACAUGUUCGGCAAAAAGCCGAAACAGGUGGAUGAAAAUUCCCCAACCAAGCAAACAGUCGAGGGGAAUUUCGAUUUCAAUGUUAUCAAAAGCGAGAAACCAACGGAUUAUGCUAAUCAAGAAAUAUUUCAUCGCGCUGUUUAUCCCAUCAUGUUGGUGGGUCAGUGCUUUGCGUUAAUGCCUCUAAGUGGCAUCUGGAACCCAAGUCCGCGUCAUGUUCGUUUCCGAUUCAAAUCUCUGCAAAUGAUUACCGCGCUGGUUUUCAUGGCGGCCGCCUCGGUGCUGACACUUGGCAUGCUGAAGCAUUUGCUUAGGAUUGGCGUUACAGCGAACAACUUUGUGGGCCAGGUGUUCUUUACCUGUGUACAGUGCGCUUGCAUUUUAUUCAUAGAUUUGGCGCGUCAUUGGCCUUCACUUAUACGCUACUGGACGCGCCAGGAGUUGGUCUUUACCAAGCCACCCUAUGAGGUGCUCAAAAGAAACCUCAAUCAGCGUGUGCGACAACCUGCUCUCAUCAUUAUAGCCAUGUCGCUGGUUGAGCAUAGUUUGUAUCUUGCCUCUGCAAUAGUUAGCUAUCAACAACGCAUACAUAUCUGUUCCAAAACUCACAAUAGUACAGUAGACGCAUCCUUUGACGAUUAUAUAAAAAACAACUAUAUAUAUGUGUUCCAAGUGCUGCCCUAUAACCGUUUCAUAGCUGUCUAUAUUCUGCUGGUAAAUGGCACCUGCACUUUUAUAUGGAACUACAUGGAUCUUUUUAUCAUGAUGAUCAGCAAGGGCUUGGCCUAUCGCUUUGAACAAAUUUCGAAGCGUAUUCGCCAGCUAGAGCAUGAGAAUCAGGUGCCGGAGACCACAUUUAUCGAGAUACGCGAACACUAUGUACGCAUGUGUGAGCUACUGGAGCGUGUGGAUAAUGUUCUGUCCAGCAUCAUUCUAUUAUCCUGUGCGAAUAACUUAUAUUUUAUAUGCUGUCAGCUGCUAAACAUAUUCAACAAAUUACGUUGGCCCAUCAAUUAUGUGUACUUCUGGUACUCCGUGCUGUAUCUGGUGGGUCGCACAGCUUGUGUGUUCCUCACAGCAGCCACCAUCAAUGAUGAAUCCAAGACUGCGCUGACCGUGCUGCGUCGUGUGUCCAGCAGGAAUUGGUGUGUCGAGGUGGAACGCCUGAUAUUCCAAAUGUCCACACAAACGGUGGCAUUGUCCGGCAAGAAAUUUUAUUUCCUAACACGCAGGCUACUUUUUGGGAUGGCCGGCACUAUAGUUACUUACGAGCUGGUGUUGUUGCAAUUCGAUGAACCCAACCGCCGCAAAGGCUUGUUGCCCUUGUGCGCCUGAAAAAUGGCAACAACAAUUAUAAUUUGUCAUGCCGGCUGACAGUCGCCCAC
This is a messenger RNA of Drosophila montana, 1920 nucleotides long. RefSeq names its product Gustatory receptor 64a (gene Gr64a). Gene Ontology annotation, molecular function: sweet taste receptor activity. The coding region runs from base 494 to 1870 and encodes 458 amino acids. Gene Ontology annotation, biological process: sensory perception of sweet taste; detection of chemical stimulus involved in sensory perception of taste. NCBI's taxonomy places the organism in Eukaryota, Metazoa, Arthropoda, Insecta, Diptera, Drosophilidae. The record is from RefSeq and is a predicted model, not a curated record. Gene Ontology annotation, cellular component: membrane. The transcript has 8 exons.